Molecule: messenger RNA, 1223 nt
Organism: Sesamum indicum (sesame)
Lineage: Eukaryota; Viridiplantae; Streptophyta; Magnoliopsida; Lamiales; Pedaliaceae
Product: UDP-URONIC ACID TRANSPORTER 1
Source: RefSeq, a predicted model, not a curated record
ACACACACUACACACAGCACACUUUUCUCUCUCUUACCAACAGAAAUUCCCGAGCUCACACAAACACCCCGAACGUUGAUCAUACCAUGAAAAUAGUUGUGUAAUAACAGAACCAGAGAGAAGACAUUACAAACAUUCUUGCAUAUCGCGCACACACACCAAAGAGAGAGAAAGAAAAACAAAAAUGUCCAAAUGAAAUGUAAACACUCCUCCCAACAAGAAGGAAUCCAAAUCCAAAAAUCCCAUAAAAAAACACAGUAACAAUAAUGUCUUCAUCUGCAUCAAAAAAGCAUGCGGUCUUCAUAACCUGUCUCAUAAUCCUCUGGUACUCGACCAACAUCGGCGUCCUCCUCCUCAACAAAUUCUUGCUCUCCAACUAUGGCUUUGCCUUCCCCAUCUUCCUCACAAUGUGCCAUAUGUCAGCCUGUGCUGUCCUCAGCUACAUCUCCAUCAUGUUCUUGAAGAUUGUCCCAAUCCAGAGGAUCAAAUCCAGGUCCCAGUUCUUGAGAAUAGCCACACUUAGCAUGGUUUUCUGUGGGUCUGUGGUGGGCGGCAAUAUUUCUCUCAAGUAUCUGCCGGUUUCGUUCAAUCAGGCUGUGGGUGCAACCACGCCUUUCUUCACGGCCUUGUUUGCUUAUUUGAUGACCCGUAAGAGGGAGGCGUGGGCUACUUAUACUUGUCUUGUGCCCGUGGUUGCUGGGGUUGUCAUUGCAAGUGGGGGUGAGCCAAGCUUCCAUUUGUAUGGAUUUAUCAUGUGUAUAGGUGCAACUGCAGCUAGAGCUUUUAAAUCCGUUCUUCAGGGGGUCCUCCUUUCUAAUGAAGGGGAAAAGUUAAACUCCAUGAAUUUGAUGCUUUAUAUGGCCCCGAUUGCCAUUCUUGUUUUGCUACCCGCUGCAAUUGUAAUGGAGCCCAACGUUUUUGAUUUCGUCGUUUCACUUGGACUGGAACAUAAAUUCAUGUGGGUUCUUCUGUUGGUUAAUUCGACAAUGGCUUAUGGAGCAAACUUGUGCAAUUUCUUGGUUACUAAGCAUACAAGUGCUCUAACACUGCAGGUAUUAGGCAAUGCUAAAGGAGCUGUGGCUGUUGUCAUCUCAAUACUCAUUUUCCGAAACCCUGUAACCUUCAUCGGCAUUGCUGGUUACACCAUGACUGUCAUGGGGGUGGCUGCUUAUGGAGAAUCCAAGAGGAGAUACAACUGAGCUUUCAUGGUGCUACUUUUUCAC